Drosophila navojoa is the source of this 4508-nucleotide messenger RNA. It is a transcript of the gene bif, whose product is annotated as protein phosphatase 1-binding protein bifocal. NCBI's taxonomy places the organism in Eukaryota, Metazoa, Arthropoda, Insecta, Diptera, Drosophilidae. The record is from RefSeq and is a predicted model, not a curated record. Gene Ontology annotation, biological process: neuronal signal transduction; chemotaxis. Gene Ontology annotation, cellular component: nuclear membrane; rough endoplasmic reticulum membrane. Gene Ontology annotation, molecular function: microtubule binding.
AGCGCAGUGAACGGCGACUUAAUUGCAUUUAUACCGAGUGCAGUGCAAAGAAAGUGCGCGUAUAUAAUAUUAAUUUAAGGAGCUGCUUAUCAAUUACAUCCAUGCAUACGACUAUCAGACAUAUGAGCACACAUACAAGUUAAGGGCCUACCACACUGAAUCGGACGCAAAACGUUAAAUUUAGCCAAAAAUGUCAUCGCUGGAGCCACCGAAGCGACCCACAUUGCAUUUAGCUGCAGACGUUGCUGGAACGGGAACGGGAACGGGAACGGGAACGGGAACUGGAACUGGGUCGGGAGCUGGAGCUGAGAUUAUGUCGCCAGCUACGACUCCUUCGGCGGGCUUCCUGCCGGAUAUGCCGCAAUGGAAGAAGGACCUGAUACAGCGCCGCAAAACGAAUGUGGCUCGAACCAAUGCCGCCGCCAGCUCACCCACCUCAGCGGUCCCAACAGCUGAUGGCAGUUGUGCGGCUUUCACUGAACCCGCAGAUUCAGGUGCAACUGACGGCAGUGCAGCCGCAGCCUCAGCCGCAAUACCAACAACAACAACAACAACAUUAACUAGUCAACAACAGCAGCAGCAUGUGAAACGAAAUGUAAGCCAAACAUACCAGCAAGCAGCAGCAUUUAAGACUUCACCAACAACAGAGGAAAAGUCUGAGAAAUGUUUUAUUGGAAGUGGAGGUCAUCAGACGCUUCCAGCAGAAACAACAGCAAAAGCAACAACAGCAGCAGCAGCCCAAAGUACACAAGGCAAAGACUUAGCCACGGCCUUUUCAGCCGAAACGGCAGCAUCAGCAGCAGCAGCCGCACAGCCACCAAUACCAAAGCAGCGAUCAAGUUUAUUCAACACAAGAAGUCAAUCAACUGGCAAGGAGCAAGAAGAGAUUCUAAAUUUGGAUGCCAGAGAGCGCGAAAGAGAGCGCGAGCGAGCGAGCGGAGAGCGUGACGCUGAGGUGAAUAGCGCUGCUGUUGGCAUGGCAUAUGCGAGCGGGCGCUCUGGUGAAGUUGAAACUGGCACAGCGACAACUGGAGCAUUAACAGCAAAAGGCAGCAACAAUAACGGCAGCGGUGGCAGCGGCGCAAAUGUGAAACAAACGACAGCAACAACCUCGACUUCGUCGUCGUCAGCAAAUCAGUUGCAAACGAAAUGCAAACCAGGCCAGAGCGUUGCUGAAGCAGCGCUACAUAAUUUUAGCAACACUUCGCCAAUUAUAAUUGAUAAAAAUUGUAAAACGAAAAUAUCCGAUAAAUUGCAGAGCAACAAGUUCAUUAAAAAUCAACAGCAGCAACAACAACAACAACAACAGUACCAGCAAUUGGAACGCCAAACGGCCGCGUCGCCCACAAAAGUAGCGGUAAAAACGACAAUGGUCGCCAUGCAAGAAAUGAAAAAGACAACCACACAAAAUGGCCAACAGCGUCAUCAUCAUCAUCAUCAACAUCAUCAUCAUCACCAUCAGCAGCAGCAACAACAGCUGCAUUUAAAGAGCGCCGACGCCGAUCUGGACGUCGGCGUUAGUGCGUUGCCAACGCUCUUGGAUACCGUCGAUCAAACUGAGGAAUUCAGCUAUGGUCCCGGCAUUGUGUCCAAGCUGCGCUGCCGCUAUCUAAAUCUAGCCCUUCGCUGCGAGUCACGCCAGCAGAGCCAAAAGCAGCGACUGCAGCGCUCCACCAGCCUCAAUACGCUGCUCGAUCGCAAUGACGACGACGUCGAGGAUGAUCAGCAUCAUCAUCAUCAUCAUCCGCAGCAACAGCAAGUGAGCAGCGAUGCAGGCACAGUCAAUGCUGCAGUCAAUGUGAAUGUAACGCGCAGCGCUGCAGCGCCCCCCAUACUAAGCGCCAAGCCAGCGAGCAGCAGCGGUUACAUUAAAAGCGUGAAUGUCUUGCAUCAACAGCAGCAGCUGCGCCAGCAGCAACACCAGCUGCAGCAACAGCAGCAGCGGACGACGCAGGAGCAACAGUCAGUGCAGUCGCCGACGCCGACGUCGCCGCUUAACGGUAACGGGCUGCGUUCGCGUCACUUUAAGCGCGGCAACGAAGUAAUGAAACGCGCUCGCUCUGUCGAAGCGCUGCUCUGCGAGAAGUCGCCUUGGAAUACGCAGCGCGCCAGCUAUCAGGCAUCGAGUGUGGUUAACAGUAGCGCUAUGGCAGCUGCUAUCACUGGAUCGGGCAGCGCUGCAGCGGGCGUUGGAGUUGGAGCCACAAUCACUGCCCCCGGCACGCCUACCUGCGUCACCAUCGAGGAUAAGAUUCACAAUGCUCGCGAGCGACUGCACAGCGGCACCGACGCCACACCACCCAAGCGUCUGACCUCCAUCAUCGAUGACACCGAACGUCCGCCUCCGGACCUGGUCAAGCAGACCCUCAAGAUGUUUGAGGCGAGCGCCAACCGCCGACCGCGCACCACCCAGCGCAGCAACGGCGUCGGCGGCGUUGCCAGCAAAGUGGCCAACUACAAGUCCAUCAUCAAGGAACAGAAGCCACCAAGCAUCGGCGGCAUCAAGCGGGAUGGCGUCGCCGCCGCGAGCGCAACACCGUCGACUGGAGCUGGUUUCGCUGCGUCGACGCCCAAGCAGCGCGUUGCCAGUGCUGUCGUUCCAGACAUUAUACCCAGGCAGCUGGAAACCUACGAUUCGCCUGUGACGAACAUCAGCAAAAUGCUGGAACGCAUACACUUGGAAAGCUCAUCGCCGGCGUCGACGGCGACGGCGGGAACGACAGCGCAGCCAGAGUCUGGCGCUGGGGUGGUUGCGGGCGGCAGCAAUCAGCGCUUAGUCAGCGAUCAGCAGCGCACGCAGGCAGCAACUGACGAGGCCGACGAUGGUGACAACGACGGCGGCAGCAGAGGCGAAGCGAACGACGAAGGCAACGAAAAUGACGUCGACGACGCCAACGACGAUGACAACGGCGACGGCGACGUAGCAGCAACAGCUGAGGCUGAAUUUGACGGCGACGAUGUUUGCAAUGGCGAUAAGUUAACAGCAGCGGCGUCGACGGCAGCGCAGCAGCUGGAUGAAGCAGGAGGCGUUGGCGGCAGCGCCCAGCGUUCAUUUGCUGUCGCCUUGCAAGAGAACGCACACGCUUCCAGCACGAGUUCCAGUAGUCGAAAGCUUCCGCAACGUAGAAGCGAUAACAGUGAAUCCACAGCAGCUGCAGCGGCAGCAGCAUCAGCAGCAGCACCAGCAACAACAACAACGAAACAAAUUGGUGUCAUCAGGCCGCUGCUGAAUAAUUCGAGCACCAGUUCCGGAUGCGGUACGCCGCUGACCAGUCGCGAGAUUGAGAAGAAUCGCAUUAAUGAGAUGAAAAAGUCAACAGCAUUGGCUGCAGAUGCAGCUGCCGCCGCCGCCGCAGCAGCAGCAGCAACUAGUCUGGAUACCGUGAUAAAUACAAACAGCAAGGAUGGCUGCGAAACGGACGCAGCGAGCAGCGGCAUUUCGCCCAUUUGGCCGUUGCGCAAGCGUCGUCAGCCGACAGGUGGCGCCAAUGGAAGCAGCGGCGUAGGCAGCAGCUCCCAUGCGGACAACAACACCUCCAUGGUGUUCAACUUUUCGAAGAGCACCAAGGAGGUGCCAGAUUAUAUUGAAAGCGAUGUUGUGAUCUACAGACGUAAACGGGAAUUGCCAAAGCCAAAUGAACCGGGCUUCGUAUUAUUGGGCGACCUUUCGGUGGAGACAUCGACAGACACGGACUACGAUGAUUACUCCAUGUGCCCGCCGUCGCCCUGCGAUGUGGAGUUCGAGAAUGCGAAUAUUGUGAUCGACGGCAAGUCCAGCAUACGACAGAAACCCAAAGAUUCAUCGUUCCGCGUACAAUUUAACGAUACGUUAACUUCAACGUUUGAAUAUCCCUCCGAGGCAUCACAAACCGUUGACGAUCAGCCGUAUGCCGAUCCCUACGGUAAUGUGACCAAGCAUCAUCAGCUGUUCUACGAGGAGCAUCUACGCAUGCAGCAUCAGCAGCAACAGCAGCAGCAGCAGCAGCAACAGCAUCAUCAUGUAACAGUUGAUGAGAUAAUUGAGCUUCCGACAGCAUCCACAACAUCCUCGACGUCGCAUAAAACGUCGGCGACCAGCGCAAUGCUGGGGAAUUUACCAUUAGGCUCUACAGCUUUGGGCUUUUACACUCCCGUCAAGGCGUCGCCCAUGGACAGCUUGUUUCAGCUGGGCGUGACCCGCUCACCCAGCGCUGUUGCCACAAACGGCGGCAGCAGCAGCAACAACAACAGCAGCAGCAGCAGCAGCUUCAACGGCAACGGCAACGGCAGCAUUGUGGGCAUUAGCGAGGGGCUGCUCAAGGAUGGUGAAAACGGCGAGAGCGGUGUCAAGGAUGCAAAGGAUGCGGCCGGAGCAGAUGACGAUGUUGAUGACUUUCUAACAGCGGGCGGCAUUGUCUAUAGCGAAGGCACUCAGAAAACUGAUUUAUUGUACUGAAACACCGAAGCGAACUGAAGCGUGUCCCCCCGCACUCCGUUUUCGGCCCUGAUACUGAAAAAAUUUGAGAAAA